UUGCAUCAGCUGUGUGGAGGCGGAGACUGAUCCGAGGUUCUGACCAAUUGGCUGUGUUUUCGUCCAGCCGUCGUGCAAUCCGUACGCAACAAAGGUUUGUCGCUCGUCGCUAAAAAAGCUGCCGGCGUUUACGCGGUCUACGCUGCGAGUCCGCACCAGCAAGAGAAGAUGAAGUUUGUUCCCGAGUCUCGUUUCUGCGCUUCAAGGUAGGAUGAAGGAGGCACUGCGCCGUACGAACUUCCAUCGUGCAAGGACUGUUAACGUGUUUAUUGCUUGUGUUUCAACUGUUUGAUUACCUAGCUAGUAUCCGCCCGUGAAUGUAGUAUGAAGGUGUCGACUCAGGGCAAGAUUCCACCGUCGGUGCAUCAUUUCUCGUUUGGAAUUGCCGCAAAUAUUAUACUGCUUGCUUGUACUAGUCACGUUAUCGGCACCAGUGCGACUAACUGCACAAGCGAAUGUGAAGCAUGUGUUCCAGGGACGUUCGCAAGCUCAGCGUGCAAUUGUUGCCCUAUCCGAGGCCACUGUCCCAAACAAGCAGCCGGAAAUGCCACCAACAGACUCUGUGAGCCGUGCAUUAUUGGAACGUUCUGCAAGGACGCGGGCUGUCCAUCUUGCGAGCCUUGCCCACCGGGCAUGUCCACAGUACAACCGAAAGCACAGAACUGCACGCCUUGCGAAGCAGGCUUCUACAAGCCUUUGCUUGGAUCUGGCAUAUGCAAUGCCUGCUCUCAUGGAAGCUACACCUUGCUGAAAGGCUCUACAGAAUGUACAGUUUGUCCAGCUGGCUUCUACUGCUCGUGUGCACAUUGUGGCCCACUCCCAUGCCCUGAUGAAGCCAUUUGCCCUUCUGGGAGCAUUCAGCCAACCUAUUGUUACAAACCACUGUUUGUCAAACAUGGCUAUUAUUGCUACAUGUCGGAUUCUGCAAUUGGAAUCAUCAUUGGUGUCUGCCUUUCUGUUGUCCUAAUGGUAGGAAUCUUGUCAGCCCGAUAUUACUACACCAGAUGGAAGCGUCAGUCUCAGAAUCCAACUGAAAUCAGCUCCCUGGUUGCAGAAAGUCGUCGGGACCCAGUUUACACGGGCCUCUAGUCAUGGUUGGCACUGGAAUUUUUCGCUAAGUGUCUGCGCACCUAAAGUUGACUGAAUGCCUAUUUGAUUGUGUGAUGCAUCUGCUUGAAUGCUGUUCUAAAGACCAGAUUCGUGGCUUUGAAAUGAUGAGUAUUGCAGCGUGAUUUUCAAACCAUAUUUCACCCAAAACAUGAAUGAAUCAGUAGCAAUGCUAGUAAAUAUGCUUGGUACUUACGUUGUAUGAAGGAUCUAAUCUUCUAUUUUGCUACUGUUUUUUCUGAGCCGCAAUGACCCUGGCCUCUGGCAAGUUUAUGGUGCAGCUGCAGUUAAUAUGCUUUGGUUUACUGUUUUGGUCUGUGCCAAGUACUGUACGUAGUAACUCAGCUGUAUUUAUUGCUUCUUGAAAGAUAUGGAGUACUUGCAGAUGAAGCCUAUCAAAGUGUGCAGUCAGUGCACAUCACGUUAGUCAUUAGCUGUAGAGAAGAACCUACCUGUGGACAAGUAGCCAAGUGUUUUUGUAGGGACAGGUGACACCAUUUCCACACAAAACUGGUUUUGUGGAAAGAAUAGUGCUUCCACUGUUAUCUUUAAUUAGCACAGCUCGAUCUGAAGUUCAGCAUGUUCACUUGUUGAAAGCAUCUAUAGUAACACCAAUAUCUUCUAGCACAAAGUACGACAUUAUUAUCAAUCAUCAUCAAAGCUUUAAACUCUUUUUAGUGCGAUUACCAUGCAUUGCAUCUACAUAUUCGUAGUGAUCGUCAUGUCUAUUGUUACCUAGGCCUCCUUAUUAAGAUAAACACUUAUAGCAGAAUGAGGAAUUAAAAUGCUUUGUAAAGCUUCUCAACAACCUCUGUGUUGAAUCUUAAGGAUGACUUGCUGUAAGUGAUCUGGUUUCUUAACGUAUAAUUUUAGCUUUUAGUUUGAAUUUAAAAAAUGUUAGAUUUUUUACAGUUUUCAUAUUUGCCUGUGGCUUACCAUUGGUGUAUCAGAAAACGUUUUUUAAAUUUAUCUUAUAGUUGCUGCUUUCAUAAGCCACCAUAAUUUUGGCUGAUAUAUAACAUAUUUAGGAAUGAGGAAAUGCUGGGGAGCUUCUCAGUAAAGUUUUCAAGUCAUCACACAUAUUAGUGUUCCAUAUUACUGUAUUUGUAAAAUCAGCCAUCAGUCCAAUGUAUAAUUAUUAUCCAUUUCUUAUUACUCUCAAUUGGCUUCAAAUUGAAUCAAGUACUGAUCCAUGCAAGGCAAGUUAAGAAAGAAGGAACACUUGAAAGGCAAAAGAAAAUACAAACUAGUAUUCCUUAAACAAUGCAUUAAAGCAUGCUUGUAAAAUUUAAUAAUGAACACUCGCUUGUGUCAGCACAGGUAUGAGUGGAAUAUGGUUCACUUUUAAAAGCAAGUUAUGAAAUGCAAAAAUAUUCUAUUUAACCUGGACCUAUAAAUUAUUAAUUAAUCACUUUUGAGUUCGUCAUUUCUAAACCUAAACCAUAUGUUUGUGACAAUAAAAACUCUAGUCUGGGUGGGUCUAAUUUAUGGAGGCAAAUAGCAUCAUUCAUUAUGCUUAAUAAAGCAUAAGGCAUCGUGUUGAAAUGCAGGUAUUAGGUAUUUUUACAUAUGAUCAAUCAAGAAUGCAAUAUGUAUCUGACACAACUGCGAAAUUCUGUUCUAACAUGCAGAUGAAAAUAUUAACCACAAGAAGCAGGAACCAAACCUAACUCAAGGGUACCACCCAUCUCGAAAGUCUUAUUCACAUGAUGAGGCUACAUACUUUGAAAACAAAACACAGUGAAAGGGAGAUUUUCAUUGUCUUUUGGCUUCUCCUUGAUAGCCUAUAGCAACAAAUUCUUCUCAUGCUUCUCGUUUACAUAUUUUGUUAGUGAUUCGGUAGAAAUAUGGCAGACUUAACAAGAUAAAUCAUAUUUAACUUGCAUAUUUUGCUUGACUUACAGUAUGAAUCGCUUUACUUGUGCAAAAGUAGCAUACUCUUUGGUCAGCAUGAGGUGCCUGCUACGGAAACGGCUAUGGAGAUUUAACUGUGAUAACACGGCCUUUAUGCAAAACAUAGUAUACUACUCCUGAUGGCUGUAUAGGCAAGGAGUGAGCCGAGCAAUUCUGUUCAAGCAUAAAAACUGAUCACUUCUUUGAAAUGUGCAGUCUCAUUUUUUUGCAAUUAGCUAAUAAAGUAUCCUACUCUAUGAUGAAAUGCAGCACUUCCAGAAGGUAGUACAACCAUUACAACAACUACUAGUAUGAUUAGGGGGUAUAGCAGAGAAUAAGCCAUCCAUCUGUGCAGUCGUUUUAGGAAUAGCCACCUAUUGCUAUUAGGGCAAAGUUGACAAUUACCAGUUGUCACCUAAAACUUUCAAAUGGGGGCCGCCAUUGUAUGAAUGUAAAGCUUACGUCAAGCUUUUGUGAAUGCACCAUGUCUUGUGUUUGCAAAAUACAAGUUGCAAAACGUCAACUUCCUUAAGAAAAUGAGAAUUGAAUAGUGCUCAAUAUUCAAGCUGUCAGUUCUUGUAGAUUUACUGCAUAUGAGAUAUGUUUGCAGCACUCGGUGUAUGUGCAAUAUGGUUUGCUGUAUUGGUCUUCGUUUAGCCUCGUGUAACACUCUUUUUGAGUGGGAACGGCUGCUGUCAUUUUCUGAGCUAGCCUUUCAUCUAAUGGAAUGUUUGUACUCUGUGAUUCGUGCUGCACUGUGUCCCCAACGUGCGAAAGCCACAUCAUGAUUUUAUUGUGAGAGUUGUGAUUGAAUGAAGGAAAAUUACUGUGAUCAAUGUUGAUACCACAAACCAAGCAUGCUUGACGUUAUUGUGUAUUGAUAUAAACGCAAAUUAUGUUGGAGCUGUAUUUAGUCAAAGUCCAUUUUCAUCCGGCUUUUUCUUUCUUAAUUUUCAUGAAAUAUUUUCAUUGUAACAUGUACCUGAGUGGCAGUUCUGGUGUGCUGGUAAUCUGUAAGAACUGCUAAAACAGUGUCAUCUGGACUCGGGUAAAAAUAGAUAGGCAUCGCACACAGGAACUGUUUGUAACGUUAUUCUUGUGGCCACGUUCUAUAUUUUCUAUGCCAUAGAUGUCAUCAUAAACUGAGCAUAUCUGUGCAGAGUACAAGAAAGGGAGAGAAUAUUGUCAAGAACUUGUGAGGAACUUUGCUAGUGGCUUUCUUGCAAUGCACUACAAGACAUAAUUGUUCUUGUUUCUUUGACACUUGCAGAUCAUCAAAGCAAGUAUGACAGCCAGACUUCAUAAGUUAUGUGAAAGCAUGACCAUUUAUAAUGUAAAAGAACUUGUGUUUUGUAGAGUUUUCAAAUAGGGUAUGUUAGAAUUGCUAGCUUCACAAUAUUGACUACCUUUCUUGUACUAUGCAUAAAUGUCCUUUACACGGAGUGUCCUGUAGCUAGGGGCUUCAGCAUUUCAUGUAGCUUCGUUAGCUUUGUUUCUGGAUAUAAAUUUUGAAUCGAAGUAAUGAAAAUGAUACUGUAAUUCAAUGAGCCACAAGCAAAAGCAACAGUAAAACCAUAAAAUAGUUUAAAAUUAGCAGAUGCAUGUUUUGAUUGCUGCAGGUUUUUCAGUUGACAUCAGCUGUAUACUGUAUUUAUUAAUUCAUGUUACGUGACUAUGGCAUCACUUGAGUGUAGCCGUAGUGCACUAGUAGCUACCAUAGGGAUGGUCCCGCUUUAGCCAUGGUUUCGUGUUUGCAAAUGGCUGCCAGUCUGUGCAAACUUGAAAUGACAUGCAACAAGGUAUCUUGAUUUUCACAAAUAUUGCAGCUAUGUCCAUUGUUUAUAUGUGGAGCCUGCCAAUUUCAAGGCUUGAAGGCACGGUAAAACAUCACUUGAUGCCUACGGCAUGUGUGCGAUCAGUAGCAUUUCCUUUUGUGAUGAUCAGUGUUGCUUUAAAGUUGGAUAAAUAUUGGAACACUGGCUAAAAAGUUAGGGAUCUCUGAAAUAUAAUACCGGUCUGAGAAGGUUUCUAAUUACGUCAUGUAGGCAAGGAAUCCUAAUUAUAUUAGUACACAAUUUGGCAUUUAGAUGCUCGUAUACACCAACAUUGUUCUGAUUGAAUCGCAAUUUAUGGCUGGUAUUCUUGAAUCCAGUGUCUGCAAUUAUUUCAGCAGUAGAGCUGGACAAGUACUGAUACCUGUGCUCUUGAAAGUGAAAUGCCUGAAGUGCCUACAGGCAUUGCCAAAAACUAUGCUUAGAGACAGAUGAAACUCUCGAGUCUGCCUUUGAUUGUCAGUAAUUCAGCAUAGUUCUACUAUGUAAAAGUGUACUUGCAGUGUAUUUUCUAAUUGUAAGAAUGUUUUUUAUGGUGGUGUUUAUGUUGCCUAACUUCAGAAAUUAUUGUCAUAGACAGUAGUCAUGGAUUGAACCAGGACAAUUUAUGGCUGAAUAAGGCACGUACUUUCGUUUUCACUAUCUUCAGUUUGGGUCACAUUUGUGUGGUUUCGACUUGAAUGCAUGAAUGAGAGCCAACAUUACCUUUUGAGACCAGACUAGUCUCGUCAUAAUGCAAUUAUUCUGAGCUCUACAAAAAUGAUGCCACAUUUGAAUCCGUGGGCACUGCACAUUUCAAAGAACCGAAAUAGUCUACCAUAUCGCUUCACUGUUUCAUCUGUCUGAUGGCUGUCAAAAUUAUACAUACUAUGUACGACUUACUUGAAUGUAAACAUUCAACAGAUGUCUGUCUGAUUUGGUAUGAAAACUGGGAAAUGAUUUCAACUCCAAUCAAAAGUAUGUGAAGAAAUCCACCGUUUUGGAACCGACUUGGUUCCUUCCUCAGGGAGGAUUGGGACUAGUAGCAGUGGCGUCUUCAAAGCACUGAUGGGGCGCUUAAUGAUGCCCCCUCUCUCUCUCUCUCCCAUUUUGCCAGGGAGCACAGUCCGUGUGUAUAUGUACACCUGCAUUUUCCCCCCGAUUGUCUUUUCUAAAGGUUUGCCUUAAUGCCGCAUUCAACAUGUGAAGUUAUGUAACUCGCACAGUAGUGUCAUUUGGAAUGGUUGUGCCUGGCUCUUAUGGUAUUCACAAUGUAUAUUUUAUGUGAACGAAAGUGUAUUGUUUGGUUUUAACGGCUUUUGUACUGAGACUUUGGUGCACUUGUUUUGUGCAUGUGGCAGGCACCACAUCAGUUACAUGUGCAAGUAAGGUCCUGUAACUUGUGGUCUAGGGGAUAGAAAUGGCUGAACUCCCUCAAGAAUGGUUAGUUCUUUGCUAAAUUAAAGGUUAUUGCAUGUGAUGAUACCAUUUGUUACUGCAAUUCAGACUACACAGAUAAGCCGUUUAUGUAAGCUUUUCAACUCUAAAAGCACUUUCACAGUAGAAAAUGUACCGGCUGCAUUAACAUGUUCAGGCCAAAAGCAAACACUUCUAUUGUUGCUGCUCAUACGUACAUGCACAUGCUCCUAUGGGGUAUAGUUCACUUACUGCCAUAACAUACUUGCCAAGUUCAUUUUUGACCUUCAUUCUCCCACUUUUGCACAAUGUUUCACAUCUUGAUUCUGUUAUUUGCUGGAGCACAAGAUAAGGUCUAUAACAUUCCACUGUAGUAUGUGUACAUGUGUGCAGCAAAACAUGCUAUACAUAUGCCUUAUGCAGGAAAAUGUAGGUUGGUUAUGUAAAUUCACAACGUCAUAAAAAUAUUGCCUGAUCGCGACAAGUUAUCUUACGUAAAAUCAUUUGCAUGGAGAGAAAUUAAGGAUAGCUGAAACUGAGCACUUCGGAUAUGCUUUGUAUACUAGGCUUUGCUUGACUGGUUUUUUUUAUUGGGGGUAGGUCACGUGUGCUUUAAUGUUGAGACUUCUGUCUUGAUCAUGGGUAAGUUCUUGUAGAAUUAAGUUUGGUUGUUUAGACUUCUUUACACAAAGUUUCCCUUACACAAAACAGAUCUGUAAUCUUGUUGCACUUGCCUCAAUUUAGGCACGUCUAAAAAGGUCUCAUAGCUUUUAACUUGCUGGAGUAGUUCCUUCCAUUUUGCCAAACUAUAGUACAAAUCUUUAAGAUAUUCUUUCUUGCUCUAGAUUGUUUUAGUAAAACUGAUCUUACCAAUACUGCCAGUUUCAUUUUUACAUAUAAUUUAAUCAUGAUUUUGCAUAGCUGAAGCCUUUUCAUAUUAUUUCAAGAAAUCUCCAUCAUGUUUUCUUUGCUUCUUGUGUUUAUGUUCAUAUGUAUUAGUCUAUACUCGGCGACAACUUUCUGUGGCAAUGAAGAGGAGGCUACAGAGCCAAAGUGGGCAUGUGCCACUUCUGUAGAAUAUAGUGCCACGAACGCGUCUGUGUUUUCCGUGUGAAAGUAACAAAAAAAGAUCAACAUUAUUUUGUACUUGAUGCUGUUUAUGAAGAGACGCCGCAGGUGCCGAGGAGAUACUGUUAUUUGUUGUUGCUUUCUGAAGAGUCAUUUUGCGUUUUUGCGCAUCUGAAAACAUCGCAUGUUUUACGUGUACCUCGCAGUCAAAAUGCUAUCUUCAUCUUUAGGUGAGCGCGCGUCGUCCUCCAGCUAUUCCGACGACUCGCCGAAAAAGCUUGUGUCAAAUUUGUCACAAAUGGCUGUGUAAGUAGGUGAAUCAAAUUGUGUGCAGUGGGAUUACAUGAACGCAGCCGUCAUUCGAAACGCGAGCCCUGCCGCGGUGGUCUAGUGGCUAAGGUACUCGGCUGCUGACCCGCAGAGCGCGGGUUCGAAUCCCGGCUGCGGCGGCUGCAUUUCCGAUGGAGGCGGAAAUGUUGUAGGCCCGUGUGCUCAGAUUUGGGUGCACGUUAAAGAACCCCAGGUGGUCUAAAUUUCCGGAGCCCUCCACUACGGCGUCUCUCAUAAUCAUAUAGUGGUUUUGGGACAUUAAACCCCAUAUAUAAAUCAAUCAUUCGAAACGCGAGCCGAACUUGACUACUUUGCGGAGGAGUACAGGAGCAGUAGCUCCGCCCACGUAGCCUUCCCUUCAUUGCCACAGAAAGUUGUCCCCAAGUAUAGUCUCCUUCCUUCUUUAUUUUAUUUUGAAAACAUUUAUUGGCUUUUAAACUGCAUACUGUUUAAAGGCUGAUAUUACUCAACAAAUGUAUGCAUAGAAUAAAUGCUUAUUUCUCUGAAUUACCUUCUGAUUGAAGAUUUUUAAAUGCGGACAUCUGCACUCUCGUUCUUCCUUUUUUUUUUUUCAAAAUAGGAUAAUUUUAUUGUGAAAUAUUACUAUAUUUCUAGGUCUGUGUGUAUGUGCUAUAAAAACUCCGUCCAGUACCAAUGCAUACGUUCCUUUUCUGUACGUAUCAUCCAUUCUGCGGCUGUUCACAGUGUUUAAGUGACAGUAAACAUUGUGGUCUGUGAUUACUAUAUGGCAUUAAGGCUGUGAAAGAUAUUUAAGCAAUUUUAUUUUAGUUCUGCUUAGGUUCAGAAUCAUCCAAGCUUGUCACGUAAUCUUCCUGUAGUUUCUAUGAAAUGGGCAGCUUUUUUUUGUUUUAAUGCAAAUUUUCUAGCAUUUGAACAUAUUUCUUUCAGAUCAUUUGAUUUGGUGCUAAAAAGGAGCUUUUUGUAUUUUUCAUUUAAUUUUUUUCUUUCAUUCUCUCAAAACAUUAACUAUGUCAAAUGUGUGCUUUUCUGUCCCCUCAUUAUUUUAGCAGUGUUUUAUCGUCUAUUGGCAAGUGUUGUAUAUGUUUAUUUUCCAUGGUGUUUGAAAUUAACGUUUAUUUUGAAAGUAAGUUGUUACCUGUUAAGUAUGAUUUUUGCCCACACUUUGUUAGAGCACCGACUCUAGAAACGAAGGCUGCAAUAAAGCAUGAGACAUUAUUCAUCA
Rhipicephalus microplus (southern cattle tick) is the source of this 8829-nucleotide messenger RNA. RefSeq lists its product as uncharacterized. NCBI's taxonomy places the organism in Eukaryota, Metazoa, Arthropoda, Arachnida, Ixodida, Ixodidae. The record is from RefSeq and is a predicted model, not a curated record.